ACAGAUGAAGUGUGGGCUGGUUGCGCGCUUUGGGCGCACGGGGGGAGUGGGAGGAGGUGAGGACAGAGGUGGAGGAGGAGGUGGAGGGUGGAACGAACCUGCCCACUGGAACAAAGCAGGCGGCAGUGAUGCUGCACUCUUUGAGGAUAAAUGACUUCACUUUGCGCCGUGGGGCUUCACAGCACGAGCGCGGACUCGCACGGUGCUUCCACGGGCAAAAAAAGUGCGCAUGAGCAUUCUUGUUUAAGUAUGAUACAUUGCAAAAACUUUUUAAAAUAAGAUUAUAAUUAAAAGUGGGGAGUUAGAAAAUCCUAACUGGUGUCUUUUCUUUCUAGUUUACAUGUUUUCUGAGAGCAGAGGUUUGGUGUCGUUGCAGAUUCUCUCUCAUGGAUGUUUUACCGGAGGGCAUUACUCCAGAGACUCCUCGAGUCCUCCUGCUGUGGUGCGUGGCUGUGCUCCUCACUCUCCACCUGUGGAGGUGUCUCUGGAUCCGGAACACACACCGUCCGCCCGGUCCGAUCGCUUGGCCCAUCAUCGGCAACGCUGCGCAACUUGGCAAUGCGCCGCACAUAUACUUUACGCGUCUGGCUGAGAAAUACGGGAACGUGUUCCAGAUCAAACUGGGCUCUCGGGCUGUGGUGGUGCUGAACGGAGACGCCAUCAAAGAGGCGCUGAUCAAGCGGGGGAUGGAAUUUGCCGGGAGACCGGACUUCACCUCUUUCAAGCAUGUCGCCGGCGGGGACAGCAUGGCUUUUGGCGUCAUGACGGACUCGUGGAAGUUGCACCGCAAAGUGGCCCAAUCCACUGUGCGGAUGUUUUCCACAGGCAACGUGCAGACCAAGCGGAUCUUUGAGGGUCAGAUCCUGUGCGAGCUGAAGGAGCUGCUGUCGCUGUUCGUGAGGAAAACCGAAGCGCAUCAGUUCUUCCAGCCCAUGUUCGAUCUCGUGGUGUCCACCGCCAACGUCAUGAGCGCGGUGUGUUUCGGGAAGAGGUACUCCUACGAGGACGAUGAGUUUCGGCAGGUGGUGGGUAGAAACGAGCAGUUCACCAAAACAGUGGGAGCGGGGAGCGUCGUAGAUGUCAUGCCCUGGCUCCAGUAUUUCCCAAACCCCAUCAGAACCCUGUUUGACAGCUUCAAAAAGCUCAACCUGGAGUUUACCUCGUUCAUCCGAGACAAAGUGGUUGAACACAGAAAGACAAUCAAGUCGAUCACCAUCAGGGACAUGACAGACGCGUUUAUCGUGGCGCUGGAGCAGAUCAAGGACAGUGUGGGGGUGUCACCACACAAGGACUUCGUGACCCCCGUCCUUGGAGAUAUCUUUGGAGCCAGCCAAGACACAAUGUCAACUGCGCAGCAGUGGAUCGUCCUCCUAUUUAUAAAGUUUCCCGAGAUUCAGCUUCGUCUGCAGCAGGAAGUGGACAAGGUGGUUGGCCGGAGUCGGCUGCCCUGCAUCAAUGACCAGGUUCAGCUGCCUUACGUCAUGGCCUUCUUCUACGAGGUGAUGCGCUUCACAAGCUUCCUACCACUCACCAUCCCGCACUCCACCACCAUGGACACCUCAAUCAUGGGCUACACCAUCCCAAAGAACACAGUCAUCUUCAUCAACCAGUGGUCCAUCAACUGCAACACGGAUAUGUGGACCAACCCUCAGACCUUUGACCCUGAGCGUUUCCUGGACCAGCAGGGGGCCCUGAACAAGGACCUGGCUGGCAAAGUGCUUAUCUUCUCCCUGGGGAAACGGCGGUGCAUUGGCGAAGAGCUCUCCAAGCUGUACCUCUUCUUGUUCACUGCACUGAUCGCUCAUCAGUGCCACAUCACCUCUGAUCCAGCAAGGCCCCCACAGUUAGACUACAAAUACGGUCUGACAUUGAAACCCCAUCCUUACUUCAUAGCAGUGUCUCUCCGCCAAGAUAUGACACUGCUGGAUGAAGUCGUCCAGCGGGAAGCAGAGGGUGAGGCUACACCAGACUGAUGCUCUUUCCCUCCAUCUCCCCCGCCCCAAAUAAAUGCAAUACAUAAACUAAUUUGUAAACUAUGAAGGUUGAAGAGCACAA
This is a messenger RNA of Thalassophryne amazonica, 2055 nucleotides long. RefSeq names its product cytochrome P450 1B1 (gene cyp1b1). The coding region runs from base 387 to 1973 and encodes 528 amino acids. Gene Ontology annotation, molecular function: heme binding; iron ion binding; monooxygenase activity. The record is from RefSeq and is a predicted model, not a curated record. NCBI's taxonomy places the organism in Eukaryota, Metazoa, Chordata, Actinopteri, Batrachoidiformes, Batrachoididae. The transcript has 2 exons.